AGCCCAGAUCAGCCAGGUUCCGAGGUUGAGGUCGAGAGGUUCAAGGUUGCGCUGUCCCGCAUUACAUGCUGCUUUUGAUGCCCUCACCCUCACUCACUCUAACACCUACCUUACUACCCCCAGUCCCACGAGGCUCCCAUUCAAUUACCUUAGCGCUCAAGGCCGCAAACAUCACCACUUGCACUGCACCUCUCAUCAGAACAGCAAACGCUUUCCGCCAGCCUCGACCUGACCCCAACGCUGACCUCUGUGUAUUCCGUUUCCGUGGAAGACAGACAAGGCAGGCUAUUCUUCAGAAUAGGUCAACUCCAACGCCAACUCCGGUCCAUACAGCCACAUUAUACUGAUCUUUCCUUCGACCUUCAACAGUACCUUGGACCCGGUGGCACAUCACAUCAAUAUCAAUCCUCACUAAUCUCUGACUGUUCCUCUGCGCCUAGUCCAUUCUUACACUCUCUUGUCGCCUUCUACCUUAUUAAUAGGCUUCAUCGCCAAGAAUAGCCGCACCAUAAAGCCUGCAAAACCUAAUCACUCGCGAAUUACACUUGUUGAGCACGAAUCUCCCAGCGGCCGUCGAAGUCAAGCCUUUUCUGCCGGCGCACCGUGUCUUACUCUUCAUUAACACCAUCCGAUCAUAUGGGCUCACUAUACACCUCAGUACAUCCAUCACCAUCAUAUCAUCAUUACUGGGACAAUUGAGUUUGGACGAAAGCGUAUUCAAGGACAUGAAAACUAUGCCAAAGUCAGCUCGACAAUCGGCAUGAGAUAUGCGCCGGCCGCCAGAUAAAGAGGGACAGUCAGCUCUGUCCGAGAGGGACGUGGAGUCUUCGAAUGCUACACUUAACACACUAUUUGGAGGGUCCCGGCAGAAGUCAUGGAUGAUGGGAGCAGGAACUCCAGUUCGCCCAACGCCUCGUACUAGCAUAUCGAAAGCCUCGGCUCUUCCAGCGACGUUGGCCCAGAAAUCCGUAGCCAGUGUGCUGCCCUCUCCAGCACCAAGUGACGAAGCGAGCCCUGUACUCGCACACAGCACGAUCAACAGACCACGAAACGAUACUCACCAGGAAGUACGGAACGGCGAUCCCAUAUUUCCUUCUACCACCACAUUCACUCCAAGUCGACAAGCCGCGAGCGAGCCCGUCAUAGAACCGGCUGGAGGGGCCCCUCCUCUUGAUUCUUCAUCCGGGCCUGGCUCAUCUUCGAGUAGGUCACCAAAUCAUUCACGAAGACAAUCCACGAACCCUCCACCAUUCACCGACAUACCCGAGACAGUCAUGGAGAUUCCUCCGCUACCUUCCUCGGUUCUUCUCCCGUCAGAGAGGCAAGAUAAUAGGCACACAUCCCAGGACUUGAAUUCUCCGAGACAAGCUUCGGCACCAUCUCCUGUCCAGUUUGGUACUCCGACUUCACAAUAUCGCACGCUUCCAUCGCCUCGAAUAUCAUCAGUCUCAGGGCUUGGUAUAUCAACUCGCCCGGCAAGUACGCAACAACAAACGAAUAACCUUGACGGCAUGCAACAAGCAUCACAAGUGUCUGUUGAUACUAUACACUGCGUGAACGAGGGGCUGGUCAACACAUCUUCGGCUGCUCGUGUUGGAGACGCCCGUUCACCAAAUCUAGCACAAUCAAAUAUGUCAUACCCUAGCCCAAGUACAUCUACGACGUCAAAUCCAAACAAGCGACAACGAACUCAAGUGAAUGCCAUGCCAUCACUCAAAGGCAGAGUGAGCCUCAUUGAGAAACACAUAGCAUCUGCUGGCGGGUUACAAAAUCUGAACACCGGCCUAGAACGGCCGCGAUUUGCAUUGCUCACCGAUGCGUGCCGCAACGAGGAUCCGUUCUACGUGGCUUUACAUCAAGUGUUUUGUGUUUGGGAUUUAAAUCAACAAGAGGUUAUAAUCAUACCUGGAUAUCCAAAUAGCAAUAUAUUGCAGGCUGCGUUCAAAAUUCUUGGAGCCUUAAUCCGAGAUAACGAUCAGCUGGCCCCGGUACAUAAAAUUUGGUUCGCCCAAUUCCCUGGUCCGCUAGGCCAGCUGCUCGUGGUCUCAGAGGUCUAUCGCCAAAGUAUAACGGAUGUAGGCGUGUUUCUUGAACGGCUGACGGUUGAAUGGGUCUCUUUAUCUACAGAGUGGACGCAACGAGGUUAUCCACCAUUGGUGGAUGAGCUCGUAAGUCGAUUGGGAUUAUUAUCUCCAACGUUGCAAUCAGUUGUCUUCACAGCAACACGCCGAAAUCUUGGUAUUCGAGACGAAGAUGUUGGUACCAGGAUGGAAGAUCUUUUCCGAAGAGAUCAACAGGAGCACCAGGCAUUGUCGGCUCGAGUCAAUACCGCGAGACCGCCAACAGCAAAGGAGGUUCAAGAGCGCAACACUGCCCUGGUCAACGAGUAUUUGACUCUACACAACCACGUAAUACAGCGGCGAUCUUCUACGGCCAUUUCUGGUAGUCCAUUGCUACGGGGACCAACGCCGGUUCUUGCAAGUAAUGCUCCUCGUCCACAGUCGAACAGUAUUCCGCAUCCAACAUCAUGGCAGCAGGACAUGCCAGGCCCUGAUCCUGCGACUACCUGGCAAUCUGCGGCUCAGAAUCAUCAGGGGAUCCUUAGAACAUCCAAUGGCCCACCUAAUCCCUCCAUCGCUGGUCGUCCUCCCAGCGUUGGCUCACAGCAAAUGCAUCUCGAUACUCCUAGCCCGACGUUACUUCAAGGACUCUCCAUGAAUUCGCCAGUCCAACAAGGCUUCCCAUCUACUGGUUCUGGUAGAAAUGGUGCUCCGGUGCAGUCAAAUCCGCAAUACCCUCAAGGUUAUCCUGGAUACAUUGUCAACGGAACUGUUCAACAGCAGAGCUCCAAUAUUGACCCGAACGUCUACAAUCGUAACGUCAAUACAGUACAGUACCAACAACAGCUUCUACCCCAAUAUCCACAGCCGCAGCAGCCACAAUAUUCAACACAGCAGUAUCAGCCUGCUCAAGGUUCAUGGCCGCAACAUUCUGUACAAAUACAGCAUGCGGCCAUGAUGCGACAACAGCAACAACGGCAGCUAGAACAGCAAGCUUUCGCAAUGCAUCGCGCCGCUCAAUUAAGGAACGAGAGCAUCGAUCCGCAGCAGCCUCAUGUCAGAAAUAACAGCGUCAGCAGCACUGGACGACGUACCCCGACUGGGAGACCCUCACCCAGGAUAAGCGGGCCACCUGCGUUAGGCCCUGGAAGGCCCAUGGGUAACGAACUUGCUCUGCACGCGUACAUAAACAAGCCUCCGCUUCAACGUUCGAUUGUUCCUCCCUUUGGAUUCACGCAUACUGCUUUUCCUGCCCUUCCAGAUCAAGUAGCUCUUCACCAGGCUCACCUACGAAGUCCACGCCUAGUUGCUGCCGAUCCACCCCCUCCCAAUAUUCCGACCGACAGUCCCUCCUUGAGACAUUAUCAGGCUAUCAGAGGUUUUGCUUUGCCACCAACGAGAAUCUCUAUUUCUACUCCACUUUCGAAAUUCGAUUUUAGACCUUCCGAAGCUGAACUUGCAAUGAUUGCUCAGGACAUUCCUCACAGCAACGGGCAGAUAUCAGACCGCCAGUACCACCGCGGCACACUUCAGUAUCGAGUUCGUUGUGUCCAGGCGAAGCAGGCUGCAGUCAAAUGCUCAAUCGUCGAAUGGGUUUUAAAAGAUACAGUUUGGCCUGAAGGUGCAGCUCUUUCAAUCAAUAAGAAGCACCUUGAGCUGAGACGAAAAAAUCAUCAUGGAAAAGAUCUUGCAAUUGACAUCACUCCGUUCGUACGACUCCCUGGACCAAACAUGAGAAGUCAAAUUUCCUUGUCCAUUCUCAGAGGGCGAACCAAGAUGAAGGAACACGGCUAUUUCCUUGGUGUGGAGGUAGUGGAAAUACUUCAACAUGACCAAAUAUUGGACAUGGUGAGAAAGAACCGAAUAUCCGCAACUUCAAGCCUAGAUAAGAUCAAGAGAAGCCUUGCAGGCCCAAUAGAUGAGGACGACGACAUUGCCAUGGUAAUCAGUGAUAUCUCCAUCGAUCUCGCAGAUCCUUUCACGGCUCGCAUAUUCGAUACGCCAGUCCGUGGCGUAAGCUGUUUACAUCGAGAAUGCUUCGAUCUUGAGACUUUCCUCUUGACUAGGAACAGCAAACCAAAAAGACCAGGGCAGCCAUGUAUGAUCGAUGUCUGGAAAUGCCCACUAUGUGGGAAAGAUGCUCGUCCAUAUAGUCUUCAAAUCGACGAUUUCCUGGUUUCAGUGAGACAGACACUCGAAGCGCGAGGAAACUUGGAUGUAAAGGCUAUUUGGGUGGGAGGAGAAGGCAACUGGCGUCCAAAAAUUGAGAAGCGCAAGGCGCCACCUGACCCCAACGACAGUGAUGACAGUGAUGAUCAAGGUCCAAGAAAACCUUCCUUGUCGUUGCAUCAGUCGGGCGAGACACGCCCCAAUCGUGUAGUUGAGGUCAUCAGUUUGGUAAGUUGCACCUUGAAGUAAAUCCUGGCAGAUUAUUGAAUAGCUACUUACCCUUCGAGUUUAGGAUGAUGACGAUUGAUGGAAAAAUCCUUAUCUUGUCUUGUCUCGCUACUUUGUGUUCUCAUGCUUAGCGUCAUCUUGGGAGCAUUUCAUUUGUUUCAGCUGCAUGGACGGGUGCGGGGUGGCACUUUGCAUAAACCAUGGGGACCAUGAAGGUCGGCGUAUAUCGGCGUACUUUUGCUAUUUGCUAAGAAGGAGGGAUGAGCUAGCUACUCCGAGUAGUUUGUACGAAGCAUGGAGUUCAGGGCACCAUCUGGAGUUUUUACCUUGCUUUGGGAGACAGUAUAUUCACCUGGGAUCGCAACAGGGCGUAGGAGGGAAAUCAACUGGCAGCGAUGGAUGGAUGGCUACAUACCCAGGGAGCAAGGCUGGCUAAGAGUGGGCGUAUUCUGUUUGUAUUCUUAAUACCUAAAUCUCUCUAGCUGGCAUGCAUGAUGCUAUCAUGCCUUACAAGAAAGC
Molecule: messenger RNA, 4976 nt
Organism: Cadophora gregata
Lineage: Eukaryota; Fungi; Ascomycota; Leotiomycetes; Helotiales; Ploettnerulaceae
Exons: 2
Coding region: 768-4478 (1236 amino acids)
Biological process (GO): protein sumoylation
Molecular function (GO): SUMO ligase activity; zinc ion binding
Source: RefSeq, a predicted model, not a curated record